AUGGACACAUGGGAAGUUGUUAGGCAUUCCCAUUUCCCGUAAUACCAGCAGCGUGUGGGAAGUGCAGAGUCAGCUGCUCCAAAACACCACCAGCAGAUAAAAAGCCCAUUUGUCUCCAGGAAGUGCAGUAAGAAGGUGGGGAGACAUCCUGCUGCAAACAUGUCAGGCUGUCUGGAGUGUUAUGGGAAUAUACUGAAUGUUGACACAACUGGAGCUUCAGAGGCAACUGCAGGACCAGAAGGUCUGAGCUAUGCAGGAGUUGCUGCCUCACAGAAGAUUGCAGAAAAAGAUUUGAAUAACAUGGCAAAGUACCGAGCCAAGAUUUUAAAAGUUGGCAACAUCAAGUGUGUUGAUCCAGCUGUGAUUGCUGGUAUUAUUUCUCGAGAGUCACAUGCGGGGACAGUGCUGCAGGAUGGCUGGGGUGACUACGGAAAUGCAUUUGGUUUAAUGCAGGUUGACAAAAGGUACCAUAGGAUUGUUGGGUUAUGGGACAGUGAAGAGCACUUAGCACAAGGCACAGAGAUUUUAUGCUCGAUGAUACAGGAAAUACAGAAGAAAUUCCCAAGUUGGACAAAGGAACAACAGCUCAAAGGUGGGAUCUCAGCAUAUAAUGCAGGACCCAACAAUGUCCAGAGCUACAACAGAGUGGAUAUUGGCACAACACACAAUGACUAUGCCAAUGAUGUGGUUGCAAGAGCCCAGUUUUUUAAAAGAAAUGGAUACUGAGAUACCUGAGCAAUGAUUAGGUUUGUGUCACUGAUUGCAUACAUUGUUUCUAAUUAAGAAAAUCUUGGAUUUCUCCCCCAGAAACAGUAAGAAAGGGAGAAGAUAAUGAAGCCAGAAACAAGUAUAAGCUUUCGAUUUUUUUUUUAAUUUUGGCCAAGGCUAAAAAAAUAACUGUCAAAGAUAACACUACUGAUCAUCCAAGCUGUAACCUAUCUUUUAUCAUUUAUUUUUUUAUCCCACUUCACAAGAAAAUUUAAGCAGAGUUUUCACCUGUGCUCACAGUUUCGCAAGCAGCAGAUUAAUGCAGCAAGAAAAUUAUAACACUGCUUAACAAGAUUUUAUCUGCCUUAGAUUUUAUCUGUCAAUACAUGUGUCUAAGCAGUACAAAAUUGAUUGUUAACAAUUUGCAAUUUUGGAACUGAAUAUUUGCAAUAAAUACCAUAUACGUUAAUCUACCAGAAAAGCACAUCACUGUGUGUCAUAUACUUUUGGUAUAAUUUCUCUUAACUUUGGUGCUGUGACGUCACGAGGACAGCCAGGCAGCAGAGCAGGCUGCUCAGAGAGGCUGAGCUGUCCCUGUCCUCAGAGGUUUUGGACAAAGCCCUGAGCAACCUGGUCUGAUCACAGCUCUGGCCCUGCAUUGAGCAGGAGGUUGGACUACAGACCUGUGAGGUACUUUCCAACCUGAAUUUUGCCAUCAUCUUAAGUUGCUGCUUGUUCCCCACACAGAAAGGCAGCAUCUCUUACCUGUGCUUCAUGAAGAUUUACAUGAAGCAUUUACAGUGCUCCAUUAAUGAAAGGCUCUGGACACACACUGUGUUUGUGCACCCUGUUGGUUCAGGUUUUAGAGAGCAAAUCUUCAGAGAACUUAUGUUUAUGCAGAAAAGGUUUGGGAGAGCAGAUGGACUGUAUGACAGCUGUGACCUCGGAGGAAAUACCAUUUCAGAAACACACAAACUUACACAUAUAUUAACAAUUUUAAGAAAAUGCAAUUUUCUUUUUCACUAAAACUGCCAGCUUAUCAAUUAAAGACAGCUGUAAACAGCUCUAUUGUAGCUAAAUCUUGCUCAGGAAGAGGUACAAAAGCAUCUUCCCUUCUCUGUACUUGGGAAGCAAUUAUUAGCUCUGCUCUGACUUAAGUAGUUUAUCACACACUUUUUAUGUUGUGCACAGUACCAGGCAAGCUUGUUCGUUAACACAUUCAUCCCCGUUUACAUUGCAGUACUUUUGAAAGUUGUAGUGUCUGCACAGUGUAAUGAAUAUAAGAUCCAUAUUCAUAGCCAGACUGAGUAUGACGGAGCUGGCAGUGCUCCCUCUGUUGAAGAUUUACCAGGCUGCCAUGCUCUAUACACAAAUCCUGAGUGUGUUGGCCAGCCUGAAUGAUCCUGGCUUUGGUGCUCUGGGCCACCAAGCCUGGUACAAGUCUUUUAUUUGCUAUCCCUCAGCAACGCAACCCAUUUGCCUAAUUUUCUGGGCCCUAGUACUUGUGCCAUUUCUUUUAAGCAUGCCCUGUACCUUGGAUGCACUACACACAUCCUUCAAAAGGCCUGAAAUUUCAGCUUGCACUAAGUACUUCCCUUGGGAACAUGAUCAACACCACACAGACACUGCUGUUAUAACACACUGCAUCACACGACACUAUGCAGAUGCUGGAAGGAAGAAGGGAGAGAAGAAAAAGCAACAAUCACUUAUCUGCUUCACUUUUUCCUUGCUAUUCCAUUUACUUCAGACUGACACCAGUAUUUUCUGUGUCCUUCAAACUACAGACUGUAGUUUGUUGAGAAAUGGAUAUUUUUCAGUUCAAUUUCAUGUUUCUGCCUUCAGCCUACCCAUAGGAGCCUCUAUACUCUACAAUGCUACUACCACAGCCUAGCCUCUUUUUCUUCUGCACAUGGUGUCUGCAGCUUCUAUGUCCCUCUACCAGUAUGUCCAUUCAUUUGGACUCCUACUGGUGUUUACUCUUCUCUGCAAGCAUGCAGAAAAGAUAAACAUUGAUUUUCAGUGGUUGUAUCCCUCAGAUCUUCUCACAACAUACAGUCAUUAAGAUUAACUCCUCUACUCUGUGUCUAGUGUGGGAGCAGUUUACAGUGUAUUAAACUAUGGAACUUAUGCUUGCUGGAAUGCAAACUACUUUAUCACUUGAUACAGCAGCAGCUUCCUAACUUUGGCCACAAUUCUUAAAACUGUAAAUAAAAAUAUGCAUGCAAUACUAUUCAAUUUGUCAGUAAAAGGUACUAUUUUAUAAGCUUGAAGCCCAUAAAUAGUAACUUGCAUCAAAGAGGUAUGCUUCAGGGUCUCCAGAUUUCUAGUUUGCAAUUUUAGAACAGGAAAAGCAUCAACUUUCACAUAGACUGCAGCUCUUAAGUUAUUAUUAUUAAACAUUUAGGACCAAGAAAUAUGUAUGAAGUGAGAUAGCAUGUUUCCUGCAAGAAAAAUUAUAGAACCUACCAAGAUGUGAAUCAUUCCUCUUGUUACUCCCAAAUAGGAAGUUCAGGUACUUUUUAAGCUACAGAGGCAGUCAGAUGACAGACUGUUUGACAAGGAACAAGCAUGAGAUCUGGAUGACCAAGGUAAGACACCCCCACACCUGCCUCAAGCAAAUGACAGUCUCGGUGGAUAGCGAGUUGAUUCUCGUGUAACUGCUAAGCAGAGGGCUUUUCAAUUCCAGCUCCUUCCUUUGUGCAGUAAAGGUAAAGUCAUGCACCAGCAUCGUAAACCUUUACUGUUAGCUGUGAAAUGUCCUCACCAUCAUUAGUCAAAUCUAUUCUACUUCUCU
Tyto alba (common barn owl) is the source of this 3502-nucleotide messenger RNA. Its product is annotated as lysozyme g. The transcript has 5 exons. Gene Ontology annotation, cellular component: extracellular region. Gene Ontology annotation, molecular function: lysozyme activity. Bases 160 to 726 code for a protein of 188 amino acids. The record is from RefSeq and is a predicted model, not a curated record. Gene Ontology annotation, biological process: peptidoglycan catabolic process; defense response to Gram-positive bacterium. NCBI's taxonomy places the organism in Eukaryota, Metazoa, Chordata, Aves, Strigiformes, Tytonidae.